This is a messenger RNA of Motacilla alba alba, 954 nucleotides long. It is a transcript of the gene CELA1, whose product is annotated as chymotrypsin like elastase 1. Gene Ontology annotation, molecular function: serine-type endopeptidase activity. Gene Ontology annotation, biological process: proteolysis. The record is from RefSeq and is a predicted model, not a curated record. Lineage: Eukaryota; Metazoa; Chordata; Aves; Passeriformes; Motacillidae. The coding region runs from base 36 to 839 and encodes 267 amino acids. The transcript has 8 exons.
CCGCCGCUCGCUCGCACCGCGGACAGCGCUCCACGAUGAUGCUGCAGCUCGUGCUCCUCGCCGCGCUCGCCCUGUGCGGGCGCUGCUCCGAGCUGGAUCUCGAUGGCAUGCAGCGGGUGGUCGGCGGCACCGAGGCGCGCUCGCACGCCUGGCCCUACCAGAUCUCCCUGCAGUAUUACUCCGGGGGCAGCUGGCACCACACCUGCGGCGGCUCCCUCAUCCACAGGAACUGGGUGAUGACCGCCGCCCACUGCGUCAACAAUAACAUGAACUACCGGGUGGUGGCCGGCGAGCACAACCUCAACAGGAACGAGGGCAGCGAGCAGAUCUUCAGCGUCAGCAGGAUCAUCGUCCACCCCUACUGGAACAGCAACAACGUGGCCGGGGGCUACGACAUCGCCCUGUUCCGCCUGAGCGGCUCCGCCACCCUGAACAGCGCCGUGCAGCUGGCCGUGCUGCCCCGGGAGGGCACCAUCCUGCCCAACAACUACCCCUGCUACAUCACGGGCUGGGGCCUGACCCGCAGCAACGGGCAGCUGUCCAGCGUGCUGCUCCAGGCCUACCUGCCCGUCGUGGACUACCAGACCUGCUCCAGCCCGUCCUACUGGGGCUCCACCGUCAAGAACACCAUGGUGUGCGCCGGCGGCGACGGCGUGCGCUCCGGCUGCCAGGGCGAUUCCGGCGGUCCCCUGCACUGCGCCGUCAACGGCCAGUACCAGGUGCACGGCGUCACCAGCUUCGUCUCCAGCCAGGGCUGCAACGUCGCCCGCAAACCCACCGUGUUCACCCGCGUCUCCGCCUACGUCUCCUGGAUCAACAGCGUCAUCGCCCAGAACUGAGCCGAGCGGGACGAGCGCUCGCUGCCCCCCACCCGGGGCCAUCCCCUGACUCCCCCCCACCGCGCUCCGGCCUUCUCGCGCCAGAGGCGGCCUCAAUAAAAUCUCUCUUCCCGUC